Molecule: messenger RNA, 423 nt
Organism: Aspergillus melleus
Lineage: Eukaryota; Fungi; Ascomycota; Eurotiomycetes; Eurotiales; Aspergillaceae
Product: 2,4'-dihydroxyacetophenone dioxygenase family protein
Exons: 1
Coding region: 1-423 (140 amino acids)
Source: RefSeq, a predicted model, not a curated record
AUGCAGACCUCUACGAACCAAAGCCACGACGCUGGAGAUACCAUCAACUGCAACAGCCUCCCGUGGCUCCCCCUCGCCCCUCAAGUCUGGAUCAAAAUCCUCAGACUUUCGCCAGAGACCGAAUCCUACACCGUUAUUGUGCGCGCCGAGCCCGGUGGCGUGCUGCCUCGCCACCGACACCUAGAUAACGCCGAGAUCUACAUCCUUAAGGGUAACGGCGCUCAUCCUCAGACUGGUGCGUUCGCGCAGGGUGACUACGUGACUGAGCGCAAGGGUGCCACGCACGAACCAUUGGUGUUCCAGGAAGAGACCGAGUUGCUGAUGAUAAGCAAUGGGCCUUCGGCUUUCCUUGGCGAGAAUGACGAGGUUUUAUACCUGAUGGAUGUGCCGAUGUUGCAGCGGCUGGCGGAGGUCGCUCACUGA